This is a messenger RNA of Hypomesus transpacificus, 930 nucleotides long. RefSeq names its product histone H3. Gene Ontology annotation, molecular function: structural constituent of chromatin; DNA binding; protein heterodimerization activity. The record is from RefSeq and is a predicted model, not a curated record. Gene Ontology annotation, cellular component: nucleosome. Lineage: Eukaryota; Metazoa; Chordata; Actinopteri; Osmeriformes; Osmeridae. The transcript has a single exon. Bases 99 to 509 code for a protein of 136 amino acids.
GGGAGAGCAGUCCAAUCAGCGGACGACAAACCGACCAUAUAAACUUUUACUUAUGCUCUAGGAUUUAACAUCCACUCGGAAACGAGAAGACAAGCAUCAUGGCCAGAACCAAGCAGACCGCUCGUAAAUCCACCGGUGGCAAAGCCCCGAGGAAGCAACUCGCCACCAAAGCCGCUCGCAAGAGUGCACCAGCCACUGGUGGCGUGAAGAAACCUCAUCGUUACAGGCCCGGGACCGUGGCUCUGAGAGAGAUCCGUCGUUACCAGAAGUCCACCGAGCUGCUUAUUCGCAAGCUGCCUUUUCAGCGCCUGGUCAGGGAAAUCGCUCAGGACUUCAAGACAGACCUGCGUUUCCAGAGCUCCGCCGUGAUGGCUCUGCAGGAGGCUAGCGAGGCUUACCUGGUCGGUCUGUUCGAGGACACCAACCUGUGCGCCAUCCACGCCAAGAGGGUCACCAUCAUGCCCAAGGACAUCCAGCUUGCCCGCCGCAUCCGCGGAGAGCGCGCCUAGUCUCUGCCCGAGAUCAAUUGGCCUCAACCCACAAAGGCUCUUUUAAGAGCCACCUCACUGUAAACCAAAAGACAAACGCCUUCUCUGUCAAACUUCUUGGUCAUGCGUGUUGACAUGUUCUUGGGUCAAAACAUUAACUACUGGCACUCGGAAAGCAAACUACCGUCAUUGCAGAAAAAAAAAAAUGGUACAUGUAAAAUGCUAGCUUUUCAAUCAAAUUGGCUGUGUAAGUUAACUCGAACAGGGAAUUUCUCUAGCAGGAUGUUGCAUACAAUGACCAUAGAGAUCUUAAUUUAAAAUGUCGACUUUGUAAGUGAAGUAUAAUAAAGAGCUAAUAUUUAAAACAAAAUGUAUGUAAAUGUUACAAAAAAUAUAAAAUAGUACAUUAUGACAUGGAAAUAGGUGGUGGAUAAACUUGUAU